Cyclocybe aegerita is the source of this 801-nucleotide messenger RNA. The record is from the annotation of a GenBank genome assembly. Lineage: Eukaryota; Fungi; Basidiomycota; Agaricomycetes; Agaricales; Hemipholiotaceae.
AUGCACCGACUUUGCUCUUGCCUGCGCCGCGCAUAUAUCGUGCCUGAACCCGAUGAUGCGCAUUGGGCUCUCGAGAACGUGCCGGCUGUGUGCCGUCGACGGGUUGCCUUUCCACGACACGUCUUUACUGGCUCCUGCACGUCCUCCACACCAAUUCCCCUUCUAUUCCGACCCCGGGUAUCCUGUCCUACCUCACUCGAAGCCCCAGCUCAUCGCGCAGGAUAUUCCCCCGACACCGAGGACCUUUCGCCCAUUUAUCUCCGCGUCAUUCACUACUCCUCUUCCCCGUCGUCCAUCCAGUCAACGUCAACACACGAAGUCGAGUUACGCAAUUUGGAUCGAGGAGAGGGCAAGGCAUGCGUCGAUGAGGAGGAAGAAGACGUCUGGCCCAUCCUAGGUCUGAAUCGACACUGGGCAUGGCAGGCAAAGCGUUGGCCGGGAGAGGUCGGCUCCGCUGGACGGUAUUGGGGCUGUGAAGAACAGAGGGGCUCAACACGUUGGCAAGUCGCGAUUCCAAAGGCUUUGUAUCUCGACACUCGAGCCGACGUUGGCGUUCGAGCAACAGUGCCAGUGAUCUCAUGGAUUGAAGACCUCGGCGAUUGUGUUGGCUUCGACCUCGGCGUCUCUACAUCCGCCCUCGCCGUUUCUGGAGGAAACAACAUCGCAUCCUCUGCAACGGCACUUGCUGGACGACAGCGACGGGUGCUUAGAGGGCGGCGGUGCGAAGUUCGAGAACAUUCAGACACAUCGCGUGGUCAACAUUCGGCUCUGGCGUGCAGCUGGACUUCGGUUGAUGAUUAA